AUGACUGCUGCAAUAAUCUCAGCUUUGAGUGUACUGACGAAACCUCUUGGCGAGGUAUCUGGACGUAAUGCUCAAAGUUCUAAGGAGGAGGCUCUUCUAUCUGCACUGAAGGCGAACAGAGAUGUUCUCCUGGAGCAACUGCACAGUGACAGCAACCUGCAGAGCGCGUGCAAACUGAGAGAGGAAUUGGUGGUUAGCGCAUGCUGGUUUUUAAAUGAUACAGAUGAUGUGAUGUGGGGCUUUGUCCAGGAGUGUCUCAUUCUGCUGCUUAGCUUAGUACGCCACCUUUCUGAUGAACUCGAGCGUUUCAAGCAGACACCAUCCCCAGCUGCCAAACUUAACACCCCUGAGAUGGCUCCGCCUUUGCCCCCAGAUGUCCUAAGUUUCACACAGCAGAAAACAGUUGGUGCAGCCCUUCAGUUUGUGGUUUCUCUAGGACUCUGCCCGUACUUAGCUCCAGGGGUGGGUAUGCCACUGGGUUGCAGGUCUGCAUUUGGCGCAAUGGUGGAAAAAAUGGUAUGUGGUCAAAAAUCUGUUGGGGUACCACACAAGCUUCUGACAACGACGACUGUAUUGUUGCAAUUGGCCAAACUGUCAUCUCUUGCUACAUUGCUGUUUUCCCGGCACCUCGGAGAUGUGAUCGCGGCCCUCAGUCAGCUUGGCUAUCAGCCCCAGAAGUCAAAGAUAAGCGGCACAAAGCAUGUUCAGGACCUCAGCGAAGAGGAACGUAAGAACUGUCGGGAGGCUCUCCAAAGUCUUCUGAUGAAAGUGUAUCAGCCUGUGGUUAUCAAGGAGCUGCUUAUUUUACAAGGUGGAGCCAAACAGCCUGCUCCAGAAGGAAGCUCCAGUAGUUCCAGAAGCAGAACAGCACCGGGUUGGUUGAGGCGCCUGUGUGGUCAGUUGUUGUCUGAGCGUCUGAUGCAGCCUAAUGGGGUCCAAGCUGUUGUCAGAGCCAUCCUGGAAGGAGGAUCAGGUGGUGAGUCAGAUUGGAAAAAAUGUGACAGUAUUGCUAGGAUUCUCACAGCAUGCCCUCAGCAGUCUGCAUCGGCUGACACGUACUAUAAGCAAGUUUGUUCGCAGAUCCUUGAACUCUUGCACCUGAAGGACAAGCUUACAGCACAACAGUUUCAGUGUGUGGCCACCAGGGCAGCUCUCAACCUGCUGCAAGAGAAGACUAGUUUUGCUCAACAUUACUUGCUGGCUCCUCUUUUGAGUCCUCUCUCCAAAUGCAUCACUGCUGCUGAUGUUCACUGCCAAGUUGCUGUGGAAGAACAAGAAAUUACGCAAUGUGUGGAGGACAUCAACAAGAUCUGGGUUGUGGGCAACACUCUAUCUGCGCCUCUUCUCAACGCUUUAGAAGAAGUUCUUCCAGUUGUCUUCACCCUCUUCUGUUUCACCAAGCAGAACGUCUCCCACCUACGAACCCCAUGUCAGGAUAUUUUGCUGUGGUAUUUGAGCCAUGCAGAGACCUCUGCAGUAUUAUCACUACUCAGGCAGCUCUCAGGUUUGCAAAGUCAGAAGAAUGAUGUAGCAACAGGCUUCCAUUUCACCCCUGGCAGCAAUGGUGGAGUUCAACUUACCUGCAGAGAAGGCUGCAGUGAUGAGGAUGAUACGCUGUAUGAAAAGCUGUCCGGGGAGCAGUGGAGGCUGGAGUGUCUGAUGCACCUGUUGGGUGAACUCAAAGACAGUGAUGUGCCUGGAGAUUUCUUCCUGGACCUGCUGCAGGAGCUAACCAGUUGGACGGCAAUGGCAGCAGCAGAAGAGGGGGAAGAAGUUGGGCAUUUGGACAUAUCGGCUAUGACUCUUCUCGAGGUGGAGCUCCGACAACAGGGUCAUGUUGAAAGACAAGGCCACACGUUAGCUUUGCUUCAGGUGUUGGCCAUAAUGGUAGAGUCCCUUCAGCAUACUGUGAUGCUGAGAAGAAACAUACAGGUGGUUGACUUUAUAGAUUCGCUGCUUCAGAGGGCAUGCGUCGGUUUUGGUCUGGCAAAUAGAAUUAUUGAAAACCCAAUUGAAAGCCAAACAUUGAGUAUGGCAAUGGGCCUGGUCGCAACUCUUCUUUCUGGACCUCAGCUCACUGCUGAGGUCUACUCCUCUAUGUCAAGGCUGCUCCAGCCGCUAGAGACUCUCUCUCAGCAACAUCCAGAUGUGUUCAUCCAGGAGCUGGCAUCAAAUUUAAGAGCGGUCAUUGCUACUCACGGUGCCUACCGACCAGAUGACCUCACUACCUCAGGCUCUACAGACAGCAAGAUGUCCCCCAAGAGCAACAAUCAGAAUUCAAAGGAAAGAAUCAAGAUUGAAACAAAGAAAUUAAAGACUAGUCCUCCAUCACCUCUAUCCGUCAACGACAAGAUUCAACAAUUACAGCCACCGUCCUCUUUGGUCUUUAUGGAAGGUGAAAAUUCAAGUUCCUCCAAGUCCUUUUCUGACUGUCUACGCGAGGCGUGUGACCCUGAUGUGCCAACCAGAGCAAUUGCCCUGAGGACCUUGACCCAAAUGGUGCAAUCCAAAGAUCGAGAAACUGUUCAAGCUCAAGAGAAAGUCCUAAUUCUCUUCCUUGAAAACCUUGAACAUGAAGACUCUUUUGUCUACCUGUCAGCUAUUCAAGGACUUGCUGCAUUGGCUGAUGCCUAUCCUGCAAGAAUCCUGGAGAGGCUCCUCGAAAACUUUCAACAUGGUCCUUUACUCUCUAAAUCCAAAAAGGACCACAACUUGGAAUUUCGCCUUAAAAUGGGAGAAGUCCUAAUGAGGGCAAGUAGAGCUAUGGGGGAUUUAGCACCCCACCUGGGUCGUCCCUUGGUGUCUGUGUUCCUGAGAGGAACCAGAGACCUCGACCAAAGCGUCCGUGCCAGCAGUCUCUCUAACCUGGGAGAGCUGUGCCAGAGACUAGACUAUGCUUUGGGUCCACUGACUCAAGAGCUGAGCUCCUGUCUAACUGCUCUGAUAAAGACAGAGAAGGAAGCAGAGGUGAGGAGAGCUGCUGUCCAUGUCAUCACCUUGUUGAUCCGAGGCCUCAGUGAAAAAACAACACAGGUUCUCCGUGAUGUUCUAUUGGACCUGUACAGAGCCCUGAAGUGGGUGGUUCGAUCAGACUCUGAUGAGGUGGCUGUACUUCAUGCCCAGCUUGCUCUGGAGGAGCUUGAUGAUGUUAUGCGAACUCUCAUCUUCCCCAAACAAAAGUUGGAGAAGAAAAUAGUUGUUCUGCCCUAA
This is a messenger RNA of Nerophis lumbriciformis (worm pipefish), 3210 nucleotides long. NCBI's taxonomy places the organism in Eukaryota, Metazoa, Chordata, Actinopteri, Syngnathiformes, Syngnathidae. The record is from RefSeq and is a predicted model, not a curated record.